UUUUUUCUGAAACGAACUCUCGUUAUUACCGUUCUCUGGCUCCCGAGAGGUCAAACAAAUGAGUUUUCUGCCAUUUCGAGCGCAUGGAAUAACGACAAUGAGCCCUGUUUCCCGAAAGUGGAGUCCUCCAGGCUUGAGAAUGAUUGUGGUGCUGCAGUUCAUGGCUCUUUGCCUGGCUUUUGUCUCCACCAUCUUCCUGAUUGUAGCCACGUGGACCGACUGCUGGAUGGUGAAUGCCGAUGACAGCUUAGAGGUCAGUCAGAAAUGCCGUGGACUCUGGUGGGAAUGCGUCACCAACACGCAAGAUGGAAUCAAAACGUGCGACCAAUACGAUUCGAUUUUAGCCGAGCACCCCUUGAAGAUCGUACUCACCAGGGCCCUGAUGAUCGCGGCAGAUAUCCUGGCCAGCUUUGCUUUGAUCGUCCUCGUCCUGGGUUUGGACGCCGUGAAGUUCCUGAAAGAAGAACCUCAUAUUAAGCUACGUAUGUGUUACAUGGCCGGCUUUAUUUUCGGAAUUGGAGGUAUCCCGGGCAUGAUCGGCUCCGUUUGGUACGCGGUGGACGUUUACGUGGAAAGGGCCACCCUCGUAUUGCAGAACGUGUUCCUGGGAAUUCACUAUGAGUUCGGGUGGUCGUGCUGGCUGGGGAUGGCUGGGUCUACAGGCUGUUUUCUGGCAUCGAUAGUCCUCACGUGCUGCCUUUAUAUAUUCAGAGACAUCGGCGCAUCCUCAAGACACCAACGAUCUAUUUAUAAAUACGGAAGGACCGCCACUGGCAAAAUGUACGCCAUAGACUCCAGAGUGUGACCGAUAAACCCCUGCGGAGCCAAACGUGGCUUCCAACGUGACGAUUCGUCUCGUGCGCAUCUGAACGCCCAGAUGUAUGAAGAUGCGACGAUGUAAAUAUCUGAUCUCGUGUUACCCGCGUAGUUGUCUUUUAUAGAGACUCGCGCCGUGAAAGGGUAACAUUGCGUCCUUUAUGCUGGGAUCUCCGUUCCUUUAUUGAUCUGAAUAUAUUGUCACGGAAUCAUGAAAAUGGGAAUGUAUAUUAUGUGAUCGCUGUCGGGUAAUUAUUGAACUGCGUCUGUUUAAUGAAAACGAUCGGAUGUAUUUUAUAUCGCAAUGCGUUAAGAAUGAGAAUAAGAAUAAUAAUGAGAAUAAGAAUGAGAGAGUGAGAUUACACAAUUUGUGAUUGGCCGUGGAUUGUGAUAUUGUGAA
Molecule: messenger RNA, 1216 nt
Organism: Spea bombifrons (plains spadefoot toad)
Lineage: Eukaryota; Metazoa; Chordata; Amphibia; Anura; Pelobatidae
Product: claudin-16-like
Exons: 6
Coding region: 59-805 (248 amino acids)
Biological process (GO): cell adhesion; bicellular tight junction assembly
Cellular component (GO): bicellular tight junction; plasma membrane
Molecular function (GO): structural molecule activity
Source: RefSeq, a predicted model, not a curated record